GUCCAACACCUGGAGAUCUGUGACGGAGUCAGCUUUUAUUCCCGCACCCCAUUGCCACGUAGCACCAGUUGUGCCUCUAAGAGUCAUUCGAAACGGAUCGAAGAGUUGGCUGGCGAGUCUGGCAACACCACCCCAAAUAAAUUGACUGACGGUGAUGCGGGUUCUGCGGGGCGGGCGGCAGACGAGGACGAAGAGGAUGAAGCUUGUGGUACAGUGCCGCCAAUGGGUGCUUUAGUAUGUGGCAUCUGUGGUGUACAGGUGGCUUCACGGGACCGUAUGCAUCGACACUUCACCGUCUAUCAUUUGCAAUGCGUCCUUUGCGCAAACCAGCUUCCUUCAAUGGAUGAAUUGUCUUAUCAUUAUCGACGUCACUUGGACGAAAUCGACCUUACCCAAACUACGGAGUCUGGUGAUAAAGAGGCCGGUGAUAUAUUGAAGGCAAAUCUGGUGGCUACCAUCCCUGCUUCAAUCAUAGGUUCCGAUGGUCAGGCUUUCAUGAAACCGGAGAACGAAGAGGCAGCUACUGCGUUGCCUGCUGAGGUGGAUCAAGGCCGCCAGCGAACAAACGCCACUCUGCUGGCCUUGGCUCGCAAAUUGAUGACCUGUGAUAUUUGUUCUAACUUUACUGGCACCAAGCACAACUACUUUUUUCAUCAAUGGGUGGAGCACGGCGUCGUUCAUCCGCCAUUCUCCUCGGGCACUGAUCAGAUUCUCAUUUCAGCGGGCUCUUUGGCUCGUCAAGCUAGGCUUCAUUCAACACCUAGUCUUCUCCACGCUGACUCUGUGGCCGUUGGUUGUGAUGUUGGACUAGUUCUUGGAAUCUCAAACAAGCGCUUCAAAUGCAAGUUUUGCGGUUUCGUUGUCCGCGUAUCGGGUCGUGAAUAUCUAGAACAUCUCAUGGAAAAGCACAACAUACAGGCAAGUGGUCAUACAAUUUGUCGUGUUUGUGCCGACCUUUUCGAGACGCCAGAGGCCUUGUCCGAUCACCUUCGCGAUGAGCAUGUCGCAUUGGGUGAGUACGACAACGCUGGCCUUCAGACCAUUUUCCGGUGUCAGCUUUGCGACUUUUGGGCCUUUAUGAAGGGCAUGCUAAGGCACUCGCGAGACGUCCACAACGAUCCUGCACCUGCGAUCUUUGAAUGUGCCCAUUGUCACCAGCGGUUCUCAGAUCGCCGUGAGUGGAGGACUCACCUGGACAAACACACUGAGGGUUACACGCAUGCUUGUCCCGAGUGCGGACGCUCCUUCCGGUUGCGCCAGUCCCUUGUGCAUCACAUCAAUACCCAUCACGGCGACGACGAGAUGCCAAUCGAUUGCGAAUUCUGCGGCAUUACGUUUCCGAAGCGCUCCUCCUUGCGCUUUCAUAUACAACGCACUCAUAGCCGAGAAAUGGCUCACGAAUGUUCAAUGUGUCAGCGUCGUUUCCGUUUGGAGACAGAUCUCCGACGCCAUAUGAAAGAGACGCACAGCGGGGCUGUCAAGUGUGAAAUCUGUAACAAGAUAUGCAACAACCUCCGUUGUUAUUCGCAGCAUCGCCAAAAGCAUUUCCGCACUCGUAUCUAUCAAUGCACGGAUUGUCAAGCCACAUUUAAGAGCAAACUUGCCAUGAAACGACAUAUCAGAGUACAGCAUCUACAGUUGGGUCCAGAGCGGUUCGAAUGCCAGAUAUGUGGCAAGAUUGUCACUCAGAUUGCUAUGCAUAUGCUCAUCCAUAAGGACGCUCGUUUUGAAUGCGAAUACUGUGGUAAGCGAUUUACAAAGUCUGCCUACUACAAUGAGCAUGUCCGUAUCCACCGAGGCGAACGACCCUUUGAAUGCCAUAUCUGUGGGAAACGAUUUAAUAAGAAGUCGAACCUGAAUGUUCAUGUCAGAUUUCACGAGAAACAUCGUGAUGAGGAAGGCAACGUGAGUAAAACAACAUGUUACUUUUUAAUUUAUUUUGGAGGCAUUUAUCACAAUCCUCAGUCAACAUUUAUAUUAACUCAAGCCAAGCUCAUCCUAUAA
Messenger RNA from Protopolystoma xenopodis, 2004 nucleotides. The record is from the annotation of a GenBank genome assembly. NCBI's taxonomy places the organism in Eukaryota, Metazoa, Platyhelminthes, Monogenea, Polystomatidea, Polystomatidae.